Messenger RNA from Myzus persicae (green peach aphid), 1500 nucleotides. RefSeq lists its product as uncharacterized. The transcript has 10 exons. The record is from RefSeq and is a predicted model, not a curated record. NCBI's taxonomy places the organism in Eukaryota, Metazoa, Arthropoda, Insecta, Hemiptera, Aphididae. Bases 891 to 1442 code for a protein of 183 amino acids.
AUUCAUGGUCUUAAUCAUCAUUAAUAUUCCAUUUCAAUAAACUACAGAAAAAAUGAACUCGUUGGAAAGAUAUGGUUGAUUUGUUUGAGUUGGACAGUAAUAUUCAAGAAGUUAUAAUGUUACCUAGACUGACCUGAUAAUAUGUUAUUCCAACAGAAAUAAACAAAAUAAAAGUAAAAUUAGCUGGCCAAGUAUUAAGCCAGAGAGUCGCAGCUAUUUUGUACUUUUUAGCUUCUAAGAACAUAGUAAAUCAACAAACUCAUGAUACAGCUAUGUUAUGUUUGUUCUUUGACUAACUUUUUGAUUCAGUAAAUGGCAACUUUCACAAAGACGGAAGAAAUAUACUCUGAGUUAUUCACUGUCAUAUGCGAUAUUCUACUACCGAAUUAUGACAGAAUCCGUUUUGUAACUGAUUAUGAGCGUGCUCUUAUGAAUGCUGUCCAGCAAAAAUUUCCAAAUAGUGAUUUGCUCUGCUGUUGGUUGCAUUUUACGCAAUCAGUUGUUAGAUAUUGUCACCUAAAAGUUAAUGGUGUCUUGAAUUUGGUGAAGAGGCAUAAAGCGACAGCUCGUAUUUUCAGAAUAGGAGGUUUUAGCAUUGCCUCAUCUACCUGCUGAAAGGGGUAAAUGGGUAAUCCCGGGUGCCCUAAAUUUUGUAUGGAAGAUGGUUUUCAUACAAUUGUCGCGUACACCUUACAAUUUCCUGACAUCAGUGAGGUUAUGAGUUGUUUUCUGAGGGACUAUGUAUUUGAUUAUUGGUAUGUGCAAAUUGGUCCACGGCGCUUAAGCGUUUUUGGUCAAGAUCACCGGACCAACAAUUACUUAGAAUCUUUCCAUUCAACGUUGCUCACACAAAUUGGACGCCACCCUAAUAUUUGGAAUUUUCUUCGUACAUGUUUAACAUAAUCAACAGUGUAAGAACAAUUCUUAAGAAUAAAAUUAAAAGACUGAUUGUUGUUGAAAAUCAGUUCUUUGUAGAAUUUCAACAGCGCACAAACAACCUCACGAUUAGAGACAGUACUUCCAGAUCUCUAAGAGAAUAUGCUACGUGGAUAAUUAGAGAGUCGGUACAACAACUCAACAGAGACAGUCUUGUGAUAGUAUUUAAGAAAAAAAGAGUCUGUUCUGAUCACUUUGAGUCUACCUGUUACAGUCCUAGUACUAAAGCAUUGAACCGCAAUGCUGUUCCUUCAUUGAACAUAAGUAUUGCUAAAAACUCAAACACUACAACUCCUGAAAUUAUGAUCAAUGACCGUAUUAAAUCAAAUGUUGAUGAUAACACAUCUAGAUCAUCAACUUCAACUCAGAAAAGAUCACCAUGCCUUCACAUUGAUGAAAAUGAAAAAUUCUUUGGGUUAACUGGCUUCAAAUUAUUGAACACAUUUGAAGAAAAUAUUUUUCAUGUUUGUUAUCCAAAAUUGUGUGUUCAAAAUCCAAAAUGUUGACAUCUAAGUGUUAGUCACUAUACACAACUAGUUUGUUGCUAUGAAAACAGCUAAGACG